This is a messenger RNA of Plectropomus leopardus (leopard coralgrouper), 2081 nucleotides long. RefSeq names its product family with sequence similarity 124 member A (gene fam124a). The record is from RefSeq and is a predicted model, not a curated record. NCBI's taxonomy places the organism in Eukaryota, Metazoa, Chordata, Actinopteri, Perciformes, Serranidae.
UUGCUGCAGCUCGUCCCCCUCACAGCCCGCCGCGGGUCAGGAGUCAGAGACCGGCUCACUCAGACUCGCUGCUCGGUCUCGUAACUCCCGUCUGUAAACCGAACCGCGUGUUUAAAUGCUCCUUUUUCACUCGUUUCCUCGGGACUGUGAAAAAAUGCCGCGGGCUGCCGUGGAGCCGAGCCUGUGAGAUGGAGAAAAACUCGGCAGAAGAUGACUGCGUGGAUUCAGGAGCCGAGACUGCAGGGUCUGAUUACAGUCCCUUGUCCUCAACCAGCAUGUGUGGAGGUGAGUUAUCCAUGGGCGAGCUCCAGGAUCCCUUCCUUGUCAGCGUCCACCUCAUCGCCGACCCCGGCCAGGGCAAGUUCCUGCAGCGUGCUGCCGAUGCUGUGCUGGCGUGGGUUCACCCUGAGCUGCAGCUUUUCCGGGUCUCAGAGCGGGCCUCCGUCUCCCGGCCCAAGCACCAUCAAAACGGCAGCCCGGUUGGAGCUUGCCAGCCGGCCCUGGCGGUUAUCGUCUUCCUCCAGGAGGCGUACGGUGGCGAGGAGCAGAUACUGAUGCUGCACCGCGCUCUGCAGAGGCCACCGUGGCGCUACCACCACACUGAAAAAGUCAGCAAUGGCCGACGGAUGUUACCGCUGACGCCGUGCAGUCAGGACUUCUUCACUCUGUCUGCCGGCACGCCGCUCUGGGCCGUGCGGCAGGUCCAUUACGGGAAAGAAAUUGUGCGAUUUACUGUUUAUUGCCGACAUGAAAAUUACGCCGACAUGGUGCGGCUUUACAAGCUGCUGCUUCAGCGGAGGGUGGCGCAGAAGAAGGAGGACUUUUGCUUCUUUGUGGUGUACUCCAACCCAGAUAUGGAGAUCCAGCUGUCAUUUAAGAGGCUCCCGCGAGGUCAGAGUCCUGUGGUGCUGGAGUCAGCAGUGAUGGAGGUGAGGGUGCGGGAUGUGGGAACGCUGGUGCCCCUGCUGCCACACCCCUGCAGCCCAAUCAGCGAGGUCCGCUGGCAGACGGAGGACUACGAUGGGAACAAGAUCUUGUUGCAGGUCCAAGGGGCACACUUCAAACACCACGACCCCUGCUGCAUCUCGUCCGCUGUCCCCCAGUCAGCCUCGGCUCCCUCCACCUUCACCCGCAGCGCCGCCUCCUACAGGAACCGUCGGCACCACCACCGGGCCACAUCCCGCUCCAGACUGCACCAGACCUCCCACAGCGCCCACGCUUUGGCUUGCGAGGAGCCGGACGAGCAGGAACAAUGGGCAGAGAGACACCACCCGGACACCUGGAGGUCCCAGUGGAGGGGCCACCGGUCUGACUCCCUCUUCUCUCUCCCCAAUCUGGGCUCGAGCAGCACCCGCUCCACCUGCUCCUCUCCUGGGCCCUCUCCCAGCCCCCAUCACCGGAGCCACUCCCUCAACAGGAGCUCCUCCUUCAUCCCGCCCUUCCGCCUCAAUUUGGACGCUCUGAUCGGGGCGGAGGAGACGGAUGUGGACACGGGGGACAAAGUGAAUCCAGGAGGCACCGUGGACCUCACAGUGGUGUCUGCGUACAUCAGAUCCAGCCUGCCACAGACUCCUCGGCCGUUAUCGGCGCCACCAGAAGACGUUGGUCCACCAGUCUCCCCCGGCAUCCCAGAGAACGCCCACAGGGCAGCCACACUGGGCCGCAUUCCAAACAGCUCCACCACCAGCAGCACUCCCUCCACUUUGUUUGGGUGUCGUAUCCACAGCACCAGCGUGAACACGAGUGCUGCUCCGUCCCUGAGCGAUGUUUCCGUAAACCAGUCGGACAGCUGCAGCAUUAUUAGUGCACCAGUUGAAGAGGAGGACAAAGUAGAAGACGAAGACCAAGAAUUCUACAUUUGAUAGUCUGAGAGGACUCACUCCGUUCUGACUCGACUCUGCUCCCUGGUGUUUGAUAGUAAAAUGACAGCACAAACUAUUAGACGUUCUUGUGUAUUUGUAAAUGUUGCUUUUGUUGCAUGUAGAUUUCAGCUUGUAAAUGUCAGCUUAUAUUAACUAAAUAACACAUGUAAAGGACCGAUCACAUAACUGUACAUAUGCACUAUUCAAUAAAUGUUUUUC